AUGGCGCCAAUACAAGCAGACAACACAUGCCUACUGUACAAGGAAAGAAUAGCGCAAUACGUCUCCCUCCCGCCUUCUUGCCUUUCAACUCCACUCCCAGCCCUCUGCGCAAGCAUAUUCUCGCCUCUACUCUUGAGCUACUUUCCCCCAGCACGCGGAAUCGUACUAGCAUACGAGGACGUUGAAUUGCGCGAUUCACCUCCACCGCCACCAUCAAACAAGUCUGCCGCACAACGGCAACAACAACGGCAACAAGAAAGCGACUCGGACGAUGCGCCCAGCCCGGACCCCAUCCUUCUCCUCCAUCACAUCGACGAAUACGCCUCCCCUUUUCUCUGGGCAACAGCCACCUUCCUCGUCUUCCGCCCAACCCUCCACGCUCCCUUGACGGGAACCCUGACCCACCAAUCCCGCACCCACAUCACGCUCUCUUACCUCAACACCUUCCCCGUCAGUGUCCUUGCCGCACACCUACCCUCCACAUGGUCCUGGCAAGUCGAUAGCAACACCGCCACCACCACGGCCGCCCGGUAUAAAAAUGGCUGGGAUGGGAGGUUGAGGGACGAGGGCGGGUGCUGGGUGAUUGAGGGGGAAGGCAAGGCGGAGAGUGGGAGGAGUGUGGAGGUGAGGAUUAGGGAUUUCGAUGGUAGGUUAGAUGGCAAAGGCAAGGGAAAAGGGUUUUUGAGGAUUGAGGGGAGUUUGCUGGGCAAGGACGAGGAGGCAGAGAGGUUGCAAAAGGGAAAGGAGAGGGCGUGA
Molecule: messenger RNA, 756 nt
Organism: Plenodomus lingam JN3
Lineage: Eukaryota; Fungi; Ascomycota; Dothideomycetes; Pleosporales; Leptosphaeriaceae
Source: RefSeq, a predicted model, not a curated record